AUGAAGCUCAUCCACGUCCUUACCAUCACCCUGGCCACAUUGGCUUUCUCAGCUCCCCUCCCAAGUUGGCCCCCCAAGUCUCCCAAUUCCAGACAGAAACUAAUAUAGAAAAAAACCCCACACCUAUUCUCCCUGGUGAGGUCACCACCCAGGGAGCGGCGGGCGGACGAGGAGGAUACAACGCACCUCCUCCCCGUACUCAGUCCGAGGUCACCACCCAGGGAACAGAGGGCGGCAGAGGAGGAUACAAUGCUCAGUCCGAAAUGGCUACUGAGGGAACGGAGGGCGGACGAGGAGGAUAUAACAGACGCUUUUGA
This is a messenger RNA of Hymenoscyphus albidus, 317 nucleotides long. Lineage: Eukaryota; Fungi; Ascomycota; Leotiomycetes; Helotiales; Helotiaceae. The record is from the annotation of a GenBank genome assembly.